Messenger RNA from Colletotrichum karsti, 8040 nucleotides. Its product is annotated as nonribosomal peptide. Bases 1 to 8040 code for a protein of 2679 amino acids. Gene Ontology annotation, molecular function: catalytic activity. The record is from RefSeq and is a predicted model, not a curated record. Lineage: Eukaryota; Fungi; Ascomycota; Sordariomycetes; Glomerellales; Glomerellaceae. The transcript is spliced from 3 exons.
AUGGCCGACUCCGUCAGCACCAAAAUUCUCCCCAGAAUCGACACUACAAUGUCGUCAUUACACACAGAGUCCGUCGAGGACAGGCUGCUCUCAGCAACAGCCGCCGUGCUGAGCUUGCCGCGCAAUAGCAUUGAGCUGUUUGACUCGUUCGGUGACCUUGGAGGAGACCGCGCUGCCGCCAUCGAGCUAAGAAAAAGGUGCAUGAGCCUCGGACUCGGGGUCAGGACGAGCGACAUUCUGCGCUGUCACACCUUGGCGGAGCUUCAGACCUGCAUCACCCCCUUCGGUCAGACCGCGCCCGUAUCCAAGGAGGAGUCCGACGAAGACAGCCCGUCAUCCUCCGAUGUCUUCAGCUCAAGUCCCAGACGAAGCAGCGGCAGCGGUUACUCGACAUCAUCGUACGAAUCCAGCAACAGCGCCGAAGUAGCACCCCUGAGACCACCGCAGCUUGCCAUUGAGGAGUUCAUCGAGUCAACGCCCCAGGUCACGAGCGCCGCAGUAAUCAGGCCAAAGGCUGGCUACUUGGAGGGCAAGCUCGUGGCGUUUGUCACCUUGGCUUCUGGUCGCGUUUCUCAAUCCAGCCUCUCCAGCAUCCGCUUGAUUCCCCAGUCGCAAAUGCAUUUUGCGGGCAGCCAGGUCGCAGCGGUCCGCCUUGCUCUCGAAACCUCAGAGGGAGCUCAUUCAGUACCGAACUCAUGGAUUGUGCUCGACCAGAUGCCUUCAGACGGUGAGGGCUCCGUCGACCGAAGGCGACUUCAGACGUGGAUUCAGAACAUCAACGAAGAUAUGUAUCACCAAAUCUCAAGCCUCGAGUCUCAUGAGCUCUUUCAGGAGCCUCUGAGCGACAUGGAACGGACUUUACAAAAGGCCGUGAGCAAUGUACUCAGGAUACCGCAAAAGCAGGUUGGCAUGAACUUCUCGUUCAGCCAACUCGGCGGCGACGACAUCUCUGCGAUGAUGCUGGUCGCUGCGUGCCGGACGGAACACAUCAUUGUGAAGCCAGAGGACGUACAUCAAUGCUCAUCACUUGGCCAACUGGCCUCACUCGCCAUCCGGCAGAACAAACGGAACACCACCUGGAACGAGGAGUCUCUCGAAGGCUUCAAGCUGUCACCGAUGCAGCAGCUUUACUUUGACACGGGAAUUGGUGGUCGACUGGAACCGCGUUUGACAGCCAACGCCGGCUACCGCUUCAACCAGAGCAUCCUUCUUCGCGUCAAGAACAACUCCACCCUCGAAGACGUCCACGCCGCCAUCGCAACAGUCGUCGGUCACCACUCCAUGUUGCGCGCCCGUUUCCGCUCUGGAGCAGACGGCUGGACGCAGCGUAUUAUUCCCACAGUUGAUGGAUCUUACGGGUUCCGCUACCAUUCGGUGAGCACGACGGAAGAGGUCCUUGGGAGUAUCGCGCAGACGCAAGCCGGCAUCAACAUCGAAACCGGUCCCGUUUUCGCGGUGGACCAUUUCCGAACCCACGACGGUCAACAGCUCGUUUACCUCCUCGCUCAUCAUCUGGUCGUGGACAUGAUGUCAUGGCGUAUCAUCAUUCACGACCUCGAUGAGUUGCUGCGAGCGGGAACACUGUUCUCUGAGCGCUCAAUGCCCUUCCAGAGGUGGAACGAGCUUCAGGAGGAAUACAUCUGCAACAACCCGGAUCAACUGGCGCUUCCUUAUCAACUUCCCAGCGGCCAGUACAACUACUGGGGUCUGGAAGACUCCUUCAACACUUACAACGACAUCGCGACAGCGAGCUUCACCCUCACUCCUGAGCUGACCGCCAUUCUCCACACAGCAUGCAACCAGGUAUUCAGGACUGACAUGUCCGACAUCUACAUGGCAGCCCUGAUGCUCUCUUUCAGCCAAACAUUCCAUGACCGUCGAGCCCCAGUGGUAUGGAACCAAGAGCACGGACGAGAACCCUGGAGCCAGGAAAUCGACAUCACCGAGACCGUCGGCUGGUUCACCUCUCUUUGCCCUGUCUCUCUUCAAGUUGACAUGGGGGAUGACUUCCUCCACAUCUUGCGCAAGAUGAAGGACACGAGACGAUCCAUCACCCGUCGCGGCUGGAACUAUUUCGCCUCACGGUAUUUCGGCCCCGAAGCGUCCGCCCGCAAUGCUGAGGGCUGGCCCUUUGAGGUCAUGUUCACAUAUGCCGGCUCUGUCCAACAAUUGGAGCGAGAGAAGGGCGUAUUGGAGCAGCUCACCAUCCCUGGGAGACUACUUUCGACCGAUGCCUCUGACAUUGGCCCGGACGUCUGCAGAAUUGCACUUUUCGAGGUCUCGGCCAUGGUCGACCAAGGCGCUGCAUCGGUCCAGAUCAUUUACAACCGCAACUGCAAGCACCAGGACAAGAUUGCCGAAUGGAUCCAAGCUUAUGAACACCUUCUCUACGAGGCCAUUGGUCGGCUCAGGUACCGAGGACAAGAGCUUACUUUAUCUGAUGUUCCCAUGCUGGACACAAGCUACGAGGGUCUUGCAAAGCUCAAUACCGACCGCUUGGUUGCUCUCGGCCUUACCAGCGCCAAGGAUAUCGAGGAUGUUUUCCCGGUCACGGCGCUGCAGCAAGAGAUUCUCAUCAGCCAAACCCAAAACAUGGAAACAUGCCACAACCAUGCCAUCUAUGAGCUCUCCUCCCCCAAUGGCCUCCUCGCCGACCAGGCUCAGAUCUGUUCCGUCUGGCAGCAGAUCGUCGCCAGGUACCCGGCACUUCGGACGGUUUUCAUCGACAGCAUCUCUGACAACGGGCUCUUCGACCAGGUCGUGCUGCGGAAGUGCUCGCCCGAGAUGCUCUUCGUCGAUGCUGAAGUUGGCACAGACCCCAUUGCCGUCCUCAAUGCGUUGCCGCCGAUGAGCGCUACACCAUACAAUCCCCGCCACCGGGUAUCAGUUUGCAAGUCUCACGCUAGUACCUUCUUGAGGCUCGACAUCAGUCAUGCGCUUUGUGAUGCUUUGAGUCUGCAAAACAUCAUGUGGGAUCUGAAGCGCAUGUAUAACUCCAGCAAGCUACCUAUGAAGAUUCUCGACCCGCCGCACGCCGCCUGCCUCGAAUACAUCUCCUCAGCGCGCCAGGAAAACAGCCUCAGCUUCUGGGUCGGCCGGCUUCAGGAGACCACGCCAUGCCUCUUCCCGCGACUGACGACCAUAACUGAGGGCACCAUGCAGCACACCAACUUCUUUAUCGACCUGCCGACGGUCCAGAUUGACGAGUUUUGCCGAUGCCAGGGAAUCAGCCGGGCGACUGUUAUGCGCAUGGCGUGGGCGCUUGUCUUACGCGCUUUCACCGGAUCAAGUCGUGUCUGUUUUGGUUACCGCGCCUCGGGUCGAGAUGGCGAGGGUGCUCCUGAAGGGCUGAGCCUGUCUGUUGGUGCCUUCGAGAACACCACGACUUGCGCGAUCGGGCUUGAGAAUUACAAGACUGUCGCAGAGGUCCUCAAAACCGUGGAGGAAGACGCUGUUGCUUUUCGCCCCCAUCAGAGCGUCUGCAUCUCCGAGAUUCAACAUGCCUUGGGCCUCAAGGGGGACAAGCUCUUCAACACAUGCCUGUCUUACCAGGAGGAGCCUCACGAGCUGAAGAGCAGGUUCAGUUCGUCACGGCCGCCAAUGAGCCUCGCAUGCGUCCAAUCAUUUAAUACGCCCGAUCACGAUGUUACCUUUUCGUUGACUCUUGUCAACGGGCAGCUUGUCACUGGUGUCUCUCACAGAGUCAUGAAUGCGUCCCAGGCCCAAAACUUGACUAAUACCUUUGGUCGCGCCGUUCUCUCCAUAAUCGGCAACCCCAGCGGUCCUGUCAGCAGCAUCGAUCUCUUCACUGACAGAGACUACGCCCAGCUACUGAUCAGCGAUUGGGAGACUGACAAGGCCAAUGAGGCGUCGCAUGGAUGCGUUCACGCACUCAUCUCCCAGCAGGCCAGGCUUCGGCCUGAUGCUCAGGCCAUCUGUGCUUGGGAUGGCCAUCUAUCAUACGGGCAAGUUGGCCGCCUUGUCUCUCGUCUUGCCACAUACCUCGUGCAAUGGGGUGUGCGACCAGGAGUAGCAGUCCCGGUGAUCAUGGACAAGAACAAGUGGGCAGUGGUCAGCAUUCUGGCAGUUCUGAAGGCUGGUGGCUGCUUCGUGCCCAUCGAUGCGGAAGACAGAACUAAUGUCGAGACAUUCAUUCGCCAACUCAGUCCCAAGGUUGUGAUCUCCACUGACAUGGAUUGGAAGCAUCUCGAGUCCAUUGUCGAUGGUGUCAUCGUUGUCGACGAUACCCUUUUUACCGUCAACUUCCCGCUCGAAUCACCUCUCCCAAUGGCUGCACCCAACGACGCCGCGUGCAUUCUUCUUUCUCCUGGAUCGUCUCGCGGACGAGAAGCAAAGGGGAUCAUCUUUCACCACGCUGCUUUGUCCGCGGCGUUUGUCACCCAAGGCCGCGCUCUCCACCUUGACCCCAACAGUCGUGUCAUGCAACUGUCAUCGUUCAACGUCGACACAGCGUUGAUUGAGUUGCUGUCGACUCUUGUACAUGGCGGCUGCGUCUGCAUGCCAUCGAGUGUAGAGAGAACUAGCGAUAUUGUUGCCGCCGCACGCAGGAUGGACGUCAACUGGACCUACAUGACACCCGUUUUGGCCAGAAAGAUGACUCCCGCCGCCAUUCCUACCUUGCAGACUGUUUGCUUCCGGACGCGACGCUUGGACGAGGAUACAUGCGCUCCUUGGCUCGACAAAACCAGGGUUCUCCUCGCAUAUGGCGCUCCUGAUAUCUGCCCUCUCGGUAUCUCUGUGCUUGAGGUCACCAAAGCCGAAGAUCUUACCCGAGUCGCACGUCCCUUCCUUGGAAGAUUCUGGAUUGUCAACCCUGAAGACCAUCGCAGACUCAUGCCCAUCGGAGCAAUUGGUGAGCUCAUCAUUGAGAGUCCAACUCUUGCCCAUAGAUUCGUCCCCGGGCAGCCACUGGCACACCUACCUCAGGAUUCGGAAGUCUCGCUUGAGGACGGCAAGCCGAAGACGCGAUACUUCAAGACAGGACACCGCGUUCGCUAUAUGGAAGAUGGCACUCUCGACUUCGUCUCAAGCGGUCGUGAUGAUGUUGAAAUCAACGGCCAGAUUAUCCCAGUCGCUCAGGUCGAACAAAAGCUACGGCGUUGUCUGGGCCAAGGGAUCGACCUCGCGGUUGAUUCCAUCAUCACACGUGAUGCGCAACCUGCGCUGGCUGCUUUCGUCGAGCUCGGCGAAAAGCUCUUCGAGGGCUCGGAGGAUCUGACCAGAAUCACCAUCACAACUCGGGAGCGUACUUACAUCGCCAAGAAGCUGAUCGAGUCGUCCCUGGGCACCGGUCUGCCUGCGCAGAUGAUGCCAACCAUCUUUAUUCCCGUCAGGCAUCUCCCAGUCACCCCGUCGUUGAAGGUGAACCGUCGAAAGCUUCAAAAGAUGGCCAACUGGCUGUCGCGAGAACAGUUACUGGCACUCUCUUCCGUCCCGUCUCCAGACGAGGUGCAAACGGUCGGCAUCAAGCCCCUCCCGAUGACCCAAGUCGAAGAGCGCAUGCGAUCGAUUUGGUCCACUCUCCUGGGAGUUGAGCCUUAUUGUAUCCACGGCAACCAGAGUUUCAUCUCACUUGGAGGCGAGACCUUCCUUGCAGCCCAGCUGGUCAUCGAAUGCCGUAAGCUUGGUCUCAUCAUCUCCCUGUCCGAUGUUCUUCGUGGCGCCACUCUCACCGAUCUCUGCCAAGGCAUCACCCUCAGCGCUGAGUAUACUCUGGACACUGCCGAGCUCCAGUCUGGCCCCUCUUCUUCAGCGGGCACGUCGGAAAUGCUCUUUGAAGAGCAAUUCAUCCAAGACGUCAUAGCUCCCAAGCUGGGAAUCUCCCGAGAUGCCAUCGAUGACGUUGCCGAAGCCUCCGCAGUCCAGCUCAAGUUCCUCGAGACGGGCUUGUUGAAGGGUGCUUCGAGUCUCAGCUACUUUACCUUCAGCUUCAGCGGUGCCGUGCAUCCUAAGAAGCUCGAGGCUGUUUGUUUCUGCCUUGCGAAGAUUCAUCCCAUUCUCAGAACCGCCUUCGUCACACAUGAGAGACGUGUUUACCAGGUCGCCCUUAAGUCAUUCAUUCCCGAAUUCAGAAGAAUCGAAGUACCGACAUGGAGAGUUGCGAACAUGACUGAGAAGCUGAUCAAGAAGGAUCAAGCUGCAUCGUUCGCUCUCGAAACACCAAUGACCAAAUUCUUCUUCGUCGACGCGGGCAAGCAGUCCAACCUUGUCCUGCGAUUAUCUGGAGCCCAGUACGACGAUGCAUCGAUCUCACUUCUCUUGCAGCACUUGAAGAGUAUCUACAUUGCUCCAUCAUGUCCGCCACGAAGAGCAACAUACUUCGAUUUCGUUCGCUCCGCGCAGCUUUCUCAUGUGGCGGGCGCCUUGGAGCACUGGACUUCGCUACUUGACGGCGCCAAAAUGACUCAGGUCGUCGCACACAACAAACCUCCCGCUCUGAGCAAUAAUGUCAGGACGAUCUCCCAAAACGUCGCCGUCAUGUCGCUCGCCAACUUGGGUAUCUCAUUCGACACAGUUGUCAAGUCAGCUUGGGCAAUGGUCCUGGCCAAUCUCUCCGGCUCAGGCGACGUGCUCUUCGGCGAAAUCGUCGAAGGAAGACACCUUCGACUUGCCGAUGGGUCUGAUAUUUCUGGCACCCUCGGGCCUGUUUCAAAUGCGAUCCCAGUCCGUGUGCGUUUCGCCGAAACGCUCAGCAGUCCCCUUGAGCUCUUGAAGUAUGUCCACGGUCAGCGCGUCAUGAGCAUCCCGUUCGAGAACAUGGGAUGGCUUGAGGUCGUCGAAAAGUGCACCAAGCUCCCCUACUGGACACGGUUCAGUACCAUCAUCGAGCACCGUCACCAAGACGCGGCCAAGGAAUCUGCAGUGUUCAACAUGGGAACUAUCAAAUGCAAAUUCAACAUCCAGGAACCGACCAGUCGAGACGUCUACGAUAUGCAUGUCAUCUCUACACAGGAGAACUCGAGCUGUGCAGAGAUCUCCCUAAUGUUUUGCGAGAACCGCAUCCCAAACAUGUUUGCCAACGAGACGCUCAAAGCACUCUGCUCAACCAUCGAGCUACUUACAUCCGUCUCCAUGCUUCACCCAUUGAUUCCCUCGACUGCGGACUACUGUGCUGUCCCGCCGCAAAUUCCACUCCCCCAAAUCGAUAUGGAGCCAAAGGCAACCAACGUCGGCGCGAGCAUGCCCGAAGACCACCGCACCUCGAUUCAAAAGACCAUUUCCAAGGUCUGGACAGAGAUUCUUGAUCCACGAUCACUCGGUGUACCUGAGUCACAGCUGCCAAACGCUGCAUUCUACGAUCUUUGGGGCAGCAUGAUGCCCGCCUCCCAACUUUCACUGGCUCUUUCUCAAGAGCUGCCGAAACUGGGUAUCCCAGGCUCUCACAACUUAACCAUCACUAUGGAAGAGAUCAUGGCCCAUCCCACCAUGGCAGAGCAAUUCGAGCUGGCGGCGCGCAAGAUGCGCGAUGCGAAGCGGAGGACUAUCUCUGAGUUCAUCUCACCCAAGACAAAUCCCGGCUGGGGUCGAGGCCUCCGUCGCCUGAGCACUGCCGUUAUUCCUACCAAAACACCAGAGCGAGGUUUGAGCAGCACAAGCGCCAGUUCUUCCAGUUCGGUGGAUGUAUACCGCAGCUCUACCACAGCAAAGCAACCUUUCAUGAACUCCAUCGCAGAAAUGACGAACGGCUCUGCCUCGGUGGGCACGGCGAUAACAACUACUGCACCCGUGGAGUUGGAGACGCCGCAAACCCGAAGACCCAGGCUCAGUCUUGCCGUUCAGCACGACGGGAGCAGUAUGGAGAGCAUGACUGAUGGCAGCAGUCGCGAGGAUGAAGAGGCCGAUCGGGAGAAUGAGAGCGAGGAUGUUGUGAGUCCCAUGAGCGCUAGCACUCUGGCCGCGCCGGCUGUGAGUACGCCUGCCGAGGGAAACAAGAUUCGGAGGAAGGCUGGGAGCGUGCUUUCUCGAAUGAGCAGGAUCGGCAUAGUGAGCCCUAUCAGUGCAGGUUCCAAGGUUAGUUAA